GGCGGCGGGGACCAUGCCGAGGAAAGUCUCCUGAGCCCGGCAACUUCGGCCCCUCCCCGCCCCCACCCGGGCUGCCCUCCGCGCGGCCCUGCCCUGCCCAUGUGCAGCCGGCCGGCCGGGCUCUCCUCGCAGGCGGAUGGGUGACCUUUUCCUGGCACGGGCAGGCUGUGCGAGGCGGCGGAGCAGGCGAUGAAGAAGAAGCAGCAGCAUCCCGGCGGCGGCGCGGAUCCCUGGCCCCAUGGGGCCCCUCUGGGGGGCGCCCCUCCCGGCCUGGGCAGCUGGAAGCGCCGGGUCUCCCUGCUGCCUUUCCUGCGCUUCUCCCUCCGGGACUACGGCUUCUGCAUGGCCACCCUGCUGGUCUUCUGCCUGGGCUCCCUCUUCUAUCAGCUCAGCGGGGGACCCCCUCGCUUCCUGCUCGACCUGCGGCAGUAUUUGGGAAAUUCCACUUACUUGGAUGAUCAUGGACCACCUCCUAGUAAGGUGCUACCUUUCCCCAGCCAGGUGGUCUACAACAGAGUAGGCAAGUGUGGGAGUCGUACUGUGGUCUUGCUUCUGAGAAUCUUGUCGGAAAAGCAUGGAUUCAAUUUGGUCACGUCAGACAUUCACAACAAAACCAGGCUUACUAAAAAUGAACAAAUGGAACUGAUUAAAAAUAUAAGUACUGCCGAACAGCCCUAUUUAUUCACUCGACAUGUUCAUUUCCUCAACUUCUCAAGGUUUGGAGGAGACCAGCCUGUCUACAUCAACAUCAUUAGAGACCCCGUCAACCGGUUUUUAUCUAACUAUUUUUUCCGUCGAUUUGGAGACUGGAGAGGGGAACAGAAUCACAUGAUCCGCACCCCCAGCAUGAGGCAGGAGGAGCGCUACCUGGAUAUCAAUGAGUGCAUUCUUGAAAACUAUCCUGAGUGUUCCAACCCCAGAUUAUUUUACAUCAUUCCGUAUUUUUGUGGACAGCAUCCCAGAUGCAGGGAGCCUGGUGAAUGGGCCCUUGAAAGAGCAAAACUGAACGUGAAUGAAAACUUCCUGCUUGUGGGGAUUCUCGAAGAGUUGGAAGACGUGCUGCUUUUACUGGAAAGAUUUUUACCUCAUUACUUCAAGGGUGUGCUUAGUAUCUACAAAGACCCAGAGCAUAGGAAACUUGGAAAUAUGACUGUGACCGUGAAGAAGACUGUCCCCUCCCCCGAGGCCGUGCAGAUUCUCUACCAGCGAAUGAGAUACGAGUAUGAGUUCUACCACUACGUCAAAGAGCAGUUCCACCUGCUUAAGCGCAAGUUUGGACUGAAGUCCCACGUCAGCAGGCCUCCUCUGAGGCCCCAGUUCUUUAUUCCAACCCCACUGGAAACCGAGGAGCCGAUCGAUGAUGAGGAGCAAGAUGACGAGAAGUGGCUAGAAGAUAUUUAUAAGAGGUGAUGCCAGCACUGUGUUGCCUCCACUGGCUGUAUCUCCCUUUUCCAGAAAGUUCUUUUGUGGGGGGAAGAAAUAUCCUUAAGGGACUAAGUUAAUGCUCAGCUGCAUUAAAAAGAACAAAACAUUCCCACAUGUUGGGGUCAUUGGGAGAUGCCCGGUUUUGCGGGUCUUACUUGUCUAACUGCAUUGUGUCUUCCUGGCUCCUUGGGUCCUUUCCCAGGUACACUAGAUGGGACCAUCACGGGGCAGCCCAUCAUAACAUAGCUUUUCCCUCGAGCGUAAUGAGAGGAGGGGGAGAAAUAGAGCCCACGGCCCAGUAACUUAUCAUUUGUAAAAUGACUUGUAAAAAUAUUACCUCAGCGGUAGGAAACAUCCAGACUUAUCUAUUUCAGUAGAAAUGCAAAACCACUUCAGAGACCAGGGAAUCCACUCCAGAAGGAUCUAAGAGGAGAAGCUAAUACUGAUAAGGACCUCAAAAGGGAGGAUGCCCCUGGAUGAGUGGUUUCCACCCCCCAAGGGUAGAAUUCUGCCUCUGGUUGGUCUCAGGGGACACUUUGACCAACAGCAGCAUACUUAUCUCUGAAAGAGCGGGAGUUGGUGCCACACCCCCAACCCAUCCAGAGCCUUGAGUACCUUUCAAGGUCAAGAUGCGCGGCAAACUCCAUUGAGACACUCCCUUUCCAAGCACCAUUCUGACAGAUCUCAAAGUAGCACAGCAGGGAAAAGAAUUUGUUUGCUGUGUAAGGAAGAGUGGAGGUGAGACAGAGCAACUCUGGAGGUCACGUGACAUCAGGAAACCGGUGUGGUUGUGUUCUUUGCACCCAAUAUGAAACAUCUCUCUCCCCAGCAUUGCUUUCACUGGAAACCCAGGAACCAGUUUAGCUCUGGCAUUGGACUGCUGUGGGCAGAAGUUCUAAGCCUGACCACAGACGAUGCAUAAUCUACCAGGCACACCCCUGGCCCAGUUGGGUCCCACAGUCACUGGCAUCUUUCACCUUUGGUCCCUUGAGAGGUAUCUGGUUUUGGUUAAAAAAAA
Molecule: messenger RNA, 2443 nt
Organism: Ailuropoda melanoleuca (giant panda)
Lineage: Eukaryota; Metazoa; Chordata; Mammalia; Carnivora; Ursidae
Gene: UST
Product: uronyl 2-sulfotransferase
Exons: 8
Coding region: 190-1410 (406 amino acids)
Cellular component (GO): membrane
Molecular function (GO): sulfotransferase activity
Source: RefSeq, a predicted model, not a curated record